AUGAACCCAGACGAGAAACCAAUUUUAACGGAGUUCGUUUCCUUCGAAGCAAUCACGUCACCAAUAUCUGAAUUUCUGGGAAUAAUGGCAAGCGGAGCAGCUGGAAUCCUUGCACUAAUCGCCCUAUGGAGAGUUCUGGAAAUUAAAAGAGGCGUCACUCAUAGAGGCUAUGUCGACCAAGAUCCAAUCGACUGCGCAACCGAUGAAAUGGAGACCACAAUAAACUACUUCAAAGCCCCUUCAAUAACUGCAUGA
This is a messenger RNA of Rodentolepis nana, 255 nucleotides long. The record is from the annotation of a GenBank genome assembly. NCBI's taxonomy places the organism in Eukaryota, Metazoa, Platyhelminthes, Cestoda, Cyclophyllidea, Hymenolepididae.